Amoebophrya sp. A25 is the source of this 6856-nucleotide messenger RNA. Lineage: Eukaryota; Dinophyceae; Syndiniales; Amoebophryaceae. The record is from the annotation of a GenBank genome assembly.
AUGCACAGGGACUACAUCUGUGGCGUUGGCGUCCCGAUGUACUACAACUGGCUCUUGUUCAUCUUACGAGAUGAAGUACUUAUAACUAAUUACCAUUAGUACGUAAUUCAUCUCCUGCGAAUAUUUUCAUACUUAAUACACAGAUCUUGAUCCUGUGCAUACACAGAUCUCGUGGAUAUCCACGUCCAGCCUGAGGACAGUGAUGAUUAAUCUACCCUCCAUUUCGGUAAAAACUUGAUGAGUUUGCAUGAUAUGGAACCUCCCACCAGCGCAAAAACCUUCGUGUUUCUAUUUAAGUAGCUUGGAAUUGAAUAUAAUCAAGUGUCAUAUGGAACGACCCAGCGCUAAUCGGCGGCUUCUGGGCCUGCACGUGCUACCUGAUCACCGACAUGGUUUCGCAUUUCUCCCAGUUUGCGACUAUUCCUCUGUAUCGCGAACAAUGUCCGGCGCUUGGGGAUCUCAGUGGCAUGCAAAUGGCGCCAAGCAAGAAUCUUGCUAUGCAAUUGGCAGCACACGCAGGAUCUGCAUCAUCUCCGUAUGACAUUCGUCAGCGAAUGAGAAUGUUGUACGAGGGCUACGAGCAACAAGAACCACACGUGAGACAGCUUCGACGUACCCAUCACGAUGAGGGAGAGUCGGUAUUCUCUAAGGUGCUGUUAAGGCUCACGAUGAUUCUAUUUCUAAUUCCUGACCUUCGUUCGCUCUCUCUCGUACCUCUAGUUCCCUCUCUUGUCCACACUUCACACUUAGCCUCUUGGUCCCUUGUGUAGCGGCCUCUCUCGUGCUGCAAGUUCAUUAACAUUUCAGUUUUGCACUCGGGACCAGUAGGCUAGUCUGAAGUGCCGGCCAGCAGGCAAAAUAUUAUUCUCGACUGUGUUCCAUUCAUCAGUAUUCUCGGUCAAAGGUGCUGUUAAGGCUCACGAUAACAGACUUGCUGAGCUCUUCUAAUACUGGAUAAGUUCUCAGGGGUUUCCAGUAGAAAUGGGAUGUUCAAGAUGCUCGAGUUGCAGCGUUACGAGUUUGCAGUGCACGCGAGCACCGCAAGCUGGGCCAUCACGUUGUUUACCCUACUCUCGGUUUUGGUCUUCGCGUGGAUACAAAAAUACGGCGAAGGCGAAGAUCAUGAAAAUGAACAAGAUGGCCUUGUUGUAUAGUGACGAGUCUAUGAUAGAUUAGCUUUCGCAUCAUCUAGUGCGUAGUGGUAAUUUUUCGUAGUAGUUGAUGUCCAAAAGGUACAACAGAUAGAAGUUACUAGCAAAAUAACCGCUACAACAAGGUCCCUUGUAACAAGGGUCGUUAGUUGUACACCUUCUAACCUUCAGCAGAGGAGCGGAGAUUCGAUGCAAAAAACGCCGAUAUGGGCGACUACUGUUUUUCAGUCGACGGCUUACCCACGGGUGAGCCUCUCGAAUUGGAUGAGGUGAAUAGGUUUUUCCUCCAAAAAUGCGGUACGAAGUUCAUUGGUGCCUCUGUCGCGCACGAUUUCGAUUCGCUGAAAAAAUUGCCGAAGAAUGGGAUGUUAUGAGCGAUAUAAGACUUAUUUCAGCUGAAAUAUCUGUGCUAGAACAGGAGUUGCACCACUAUCCGUGCUGAGGCGUUCGUGAUUAGCAUAGUGCGUGGAGAUGGAAGCCACGACUACAACAAAGGGAAUAAGUACAGUUCUUCUGGUUGCGUCUAUGUUAUUAUACAUUCAUAGCUCGUGGUCUAAGAAUAACCCUCGACGAGAUUUGCGAUAAAGUGGUGGCAAGAGCUGACAGGGGUAUCUUGCGCUCAGUCUACGAAAAGGAGCUUGCGUUGACACGUGCUGCGAGUGCUGUGACUUCUUCUGAAACAACUAAACUGAAGAUUACGGACUUCGUCUUCCCUUGGAAUUGGCUCUACUUGCAGGAGUACUUCCUGUGUUUUCUGUCGCCCACUGGGAAAAAACUGCAGAGUCAAUACUUGAAAGCCCAACAAGAAACGGAAAUGGUCACUUUGCACAGUGCCGAUGGGUCGACGACGCAAGCGCCGCAAGGAAGAGAACUCAUUAGCAAAAGCGAGGAAGAGGAAGUUCAAUUAAGGCUUGACAUGAUUUAGAUUUUUUUUGUUGUUGUAAUGUAUGCCAUGCUUAUCCGAAAGGGAACGAAGAGCUUGCAUGUUUAUCCGAGAAGCUGCCGGCGGGUCACGUAUCCACUUCCACAGGUCACAUUUCCUCGCAGCUUCCUAUUUUUUCGCUUCCUUUUUGGGAAUGCGUAGAAUGAAUGAACUUCAGGUGAUGAAAAAAAUGAAGUGUUUGAGCUCUAAUCCAAGCCACAGCUAGUCGCGAAUCGGAUCCCGAGAUGGCGAAAUACGUAGCUUUAGGUCUCGUUGCGCCAGACUUUACGAGUGAACAAGCUGAUGAGAUCCGCGAUGAACUGAGACAGCUAAAGUGUGGUGGAGUAGCCUACUGCUUCUGCGAUUACGAGGAUGACGUGGACGUUUGCGUCGCAGCGUUGCAAGCAGCAACCAAAGAAGCUGCAAGUCGCGGCAAUGCACCAGCACCAUCGAGUACAACGACGAAUAAGUCUCGAACGUGGCAACUUUUGGAGCAAUCCUUGGCUAACUGGACAGUGAGACGAGAUCACGUGCAACCUGGUGAUAUUCUAUGGGACAGUUUUGAUAGUUCGAAAACCUUCCUGCAGAGUUGGGUCUACGGCCCUCUGGGUUUCGUCGUGCAGAUCAUCCUUUAUGGUUUCUUAAUGUAUGCUCCAGCCGUGAUUUUCAUGCUGAAUUCGCUGCAGGAUAGCGCCACAGUGCCUCAAGGAUGGUCGAUGACCAUCUUGGGUAUUUUGUUUUCCAGUGGCAACGGCGUAGUCGGACUCAUGUUCUGGUACAUCGCGGUAGCACUGCCGUUUCGCUUCCGAUUCCAGCAGUGGUUGGUGGUGAUGGUCUCCUACUCGUUUCUCUUCUUAAGACUUCCGGAAAUCCAUAUCCAUCUCCAGAAGCAUCUUGGACCUCCCGUGUUAGGGGGAAUAACGGGUCCCCGAUGACUUUCCAGAUGUAUUCUCCCGGAAGGUCUAAUCUUCAUCGUGAACACCGCCUUUUCGGUGUACAUCGUGUUCGGACAAGUCUACAUGGGAGAAAAGGCGGAAAUACGGGACAAGGAUGCACUUGGGGAAGAAACUUAUCUCGGAAAGCAAUUGUACGAGGUACUUCUACAACGACAAUCUACCAGAAGGAGACUCUUUUGAGUAAGAGUAGGAACAAGUAAAUACUUUUACUUAACGUAAACGUUAAAAAUAGCCCUCAGACUCAGUUUCAAAAUGGUCAGGGCAUUUGCAAGAAGCUUGAAGUUGAACUCCACUUCCACUUCCGCUCUCUGUCUCUUGCUCGCCACUUUGACGCCACCGCUUUGCCUCCAUCUCCCCUACACACAGCUUCUCGUUCCCGGAACGUUUCUGAUGCCGUAUUUCAUAUGGCCUCUCACUGGGUACAUGCUGCGACGUUUAUUGCGGUUGUACAACAGCUUCAUACCCUUUACGGACGACGUUUGGUCGGCUCGCGUGAUGGAGCUUAGGAAAGUAGAGUUGCAUUUGGAACCGCCGAUGAUCUACCUUUAAGGCUUAUUAAUACUUCCCCUAAUGCAUUGGGAACCGCCGAUGAUCUACCUUUAGGGCUUUUUGUAAUGAUCCAUCCCCAUGAUUCAGGCUUUUUGUAAUGAUCCAUCUCUACUACUAUCUAUCAUCUAAACGCUGUUUUAUAUCUACAAGCUUUCCUUUUUUUGCUUUUCUAGUCAUAGGUUGGCUGCAUAUUCUUGCGGAGGGGACAAGGUCUAAUCCCUGGCCUGGGAUUACGCGAUAAACUUCACUCUACCGCUUUGCUGCGUCCUCAUGUCGUACUUGUCGUGUCCACGGUUCACGUGCUUGCUGUUCUACAACCUGAUAAUCUGGGCUGUGUGGAUGUAUUUUUCGCAGAAGUACUUGCAUCUGAUGUCCAGCAAGAUGACGUUCUAUUCGAGUGCACGGCUAUCGAUCAUCAGUUUCGAGAUGUUUGCGCUGAUUAUAGGCUUUCUAGCAGGCUCGAUCCCAUACUGGCGUCAGCGAGCAGCGGAGUUCGCCUUUAGAGUCCAGCAGAAACUACAGGAAGAGGCAGGUGAAAAUGGAGUUACGCUUAUCUUUGUUCACUUUUUUAUGCCGUGUCUGAUACUGGAUCUAGAAUCGAGGACUUAUCAUUCUGAUACAAGCAACUGGAUCGACUUUUUCGGGUACACCUGGAACAAAGUCGUGUUCAGAAGUCAUGUUUAAUAUCAUAUGAGGGCAAGUGCCAAGUACUUGUCCUCGUUGUCCUGUUCUCCUUCCCCAGUCCUGCUCUUGUUCUUGUUUGCAUUCCGUCUGAUCCAUCUCUUCUAAGCUUCCAUCCACCAGCGGAACAUCCGACCAAAGCGCACCGGAAGGAGUCUCCGCUCUAGAAUAUGUUGCAUAUUUCUUUGGUGCAGCCGCUUUCUACCUCUUCGUCCUAGAGAUCUGCAUUCGUCCUAGGGAAGUGGAGCACGCCAAACUUGAUAGCGAAGCUGACAUUGGCGAAGAGCUCAGUCAGCAGGCAAGAAAUACCCUUCUAGGACACACUCUUGGAGGUGUGGGUGGAGGAGAUGCUUUCUCGUCAUCUUACGGCUUACUUCAUCCCCAGUACUCCAUACUCGAAACAGGCAUCUUAUAAAUUAUAUAGACUUAGAGAGACGUUCCUUUGCAAGGGGAAUAAAAAGGUCUUAGGACGAUUCUAGGCUUCCUUCUUCGAGAUGGACAUAAUUGGGGUGUUGAGCCUGACCUCCUCUAAUGCUCAACAGAGCCAGUGUUUUCAAGGAAAAAAUCAAGAGUAGAACGGGGAGUUAACUUUUUCGAAUUGGAGAAAAAACUAGGCGUCAACUUCGAGAACGUGAACCCAGUGCAGACGUUGAAGUUAAGGUGAUACAGUUGUCUCCAACAUGUCGAUGUUGUUCUUGGUGAGUACUAGUCGUUCUUGAUCAUCUUCGUCAUUCAAAAAACAUGACAUUUCCGAUAAUUAUGAAGGCACUUCCUCUUCCUUGCUUGUUAGUUACCAUUUAUUAAUAUUUAGUUACCAUUUUUCUUUUGUAGGUCUAGUAGUAACAGUAAGCCCUUCUGGUACUAGUUCUGUCCAGAAGAGACUUUGUUCCGUUUCCACCUUCCCACUCUUUUGCUUAGUUCAAUGUCCCUCCCACUUCCGCCACUCCCACUCCCAACAUCAACACCCUCUAACCACAUCCCAUUUCCUGAAAGAGGAAUGCCAGACGUUGCUCAGCCGUCGCGAGGGAUGCAGCUAAGGCUAUACUAGCUAACUCAUCUUUGACUGGAUCCAUAAAAAUCGGCUAGCUAGUCCUUAAAACGUCGUAUGGGGGAGUAUUAUAGGUAAAUACCCCCCCCAUAUUUUUACCGUAUAAUGAUGACCAUUUCUUGAGAUGUAUUGAUGACGCUGCCGUAUUUUUGGGGAGUAUCUAUUCUAGUAUAGAUUAUAUCGAAAUGCAGCUCUUGCUUCCCGAGCAUAAAUAUCAAAUUUUCAAGGUAAAUGCAACUAAGUGAUGACUCACAGUAGAGAGCUCUAACGCAACAUCAUGCCCUUUCGACCGGGGAAGCAAUAUUUACACUUCUCCUACGACGUAGACUUAGCCGCCGGUCGACUCGGAGACAUGUGGGACAUCACCCAAGACAUGCUAGGCACCGGAAGGAAUAGGUUACGAUGAGGUGCAUAUGUACGUUAGAAGACAGUGGAAGGAAUCAAUAGGUAUGUUAGAAGACAGUGGAAGGAAUCAAUAGGUAUGUUAGAAGACAGUGGAAGGAAUAUGUAUAUUAGAAGAAGGCAGUGGAAGGAAUAUGUAUGUUAGAAGACAGUGGAAGGACCUCUUCUUUCCCAAAUCAACUUUAAGAUGAGAGAAACGAAAGAAAGUCGCUGCACUUCUACUCAAGGAAUAGAUUAGUAACUAUCUAAUGAAAGCGCCUACAAUCAUCUAAACAAUUUCCUCAUCCUUAUUAUGAUGAUAGAUGAGGUGGACGAGGAAGAAGUACGUAGUUACUAGAAGUACCAUGUCACAAAUUGAAACUGUUGUAAGAUUCUACAAGAACAUUUUCAUGUGAAGGAUCCAUAAUCUAAGCAUUAUCAUCCUCAUCUUCUAACGAACACAGAGCAGGCCAGUCGCUCUAUCUACAAUCAGGUUUCGAAUACAGCGGCAACUAUCCCGACUGGCGUGAGCGGAUUUUUCAGAGCGUCGACGUGAGUUGUUUUUAGGGAUUUCAAGUUAUUUGUCCCCUAGAGUAGUAAAAGCACUCAGUUCUUCGCUCCGAAGCUGCAUUUGUGCCUUCCAUAUCGCUGCUUGGGACGUCCAAUUUGUGCCCUUCCAUAUCGCACUGACUCGUAGGCAAAAAGUAGAAAAGAGUGGUUUCUUGGUGCAAUUACAUUGAGCUAUUAAAUUCCUUCAUCUAUCUUGUAGAAGAGUAAGAAGCGCUCGAGUACUUAUGAUCAUAGACAAGGAAGAAUCUGUCUCGGUUUUUGAUCAUCUGCAGUUUUUCCUAUUUCAUCAUGUUGAUUUCUGAUGCAAUCAAAAUUCUUAUUUCUGUCUAUUAAUAUUUGCAAUUAUCUACUCCAGUGUGAGAUUGGAGUAUCAAUUUAUAAUGUGAGGUCCGCUCAUGGUUUAUUUCAACGUACAGUCAUACUAAUACUAUUGCUUAGCAGAAGGGCGGAAGAUUCUUGUAUGAACGCUGGGGUCGUCUUGAUCGUCGUUGUAUUGAUGCUAAACGGACUCGGAAGAAGGAAAGAUUAUAGGAUUAUGAUCGAAGAUGUCUUCGUCUUCAAUCAGUUGACCUUUUAUUCUGUUCACGUGCUGUAAGAU